Molecule: messenger RNA, 288 nt
Organism: Verticillium nonalfalfae
Lineage: Eukaryota; Fungi; Ascomycota; Sordariomycetes; Glomerellales; Plectosphaerellaceae
Exons: 2
Coding region: 1-288 (95 amino acids)
Source: RefSeq, a predicted model, not a curated record
AUGGACUCUACAGAGCCUAUAAACUCCUUGGAGGUCCUCGUUGAGAGGCUCCUCCAGAUCCAGCCCCUACUCCGGGCCGUCCAUGACUCUGUCAUCAGGCAUGGCCCAGAGCAGAUGCACUUUAGUUCUGAAAAGGCUGUUCUCAACCCCGAGAUCGAGGCGCUGCGUUCAAGGCACGCCGAGCGGACUGCCCAAGAACGGGCAGAGAAGGCCAUGAGGGCACAAACGCUUGACGCUGUCAAAGUUGAGGACGAGGCGAGGUUCCGACGGGCCGACGCCGAGGCCUAG